This is a messenger RNA of Ostrea edulis (European flat oyster), 9875 nucleotides long. RefSeq names its product SH2 domain-containing adapter protein D-like. Bases 7093 to 8475 code for a protein of 460 amino acids. The transcript has 6 exons. NCBI's taxonomy places the organism in Eukaryota, Metazoa, Mollusca, Bivalvia, Ostreida, Ostreidae. Gene Ontology annotation, molecular function: phosphotyrosine residue binding. The record is from RefSeq and is a predicted model, not a curated record.
CGGACAACUGGCACGUCAUAUUGGCAAAUUGAAUUUCGCGCCAGAUAGAGAAAUACAUUAACCAAUGCCUGUUGUUUAAAAUUUUACUGCGGUAUAUGAGGAAGGAAAUUUAGACUUCCUGGAUUACGAUGAGAACGAGUUUGUAAGUAGGACCAGUGUGAAUCAACGAGUAAUGUUGGCAGGAAGUCCGUUGGAUGCAGAAGAUCGUGUUUAUUCGGAGCCAUUUAGUCAUCUCCCACCGAUUCAACAAAAAGCAAUAAAUGACAGCGAAUUAAAAGGCGAGAAAAAACCUAUACGUCGCAGUCAAAAUAGAACUGCAUUUAAAGACACGAGAACAUCCAUUCCCAAAAACCCAGAGGCAGUGCCCGCUAAACACGAUCUGUCUGACUCCCCCUCCCCCGAGCAUGUGAUGGUACCAGAGGGGGAAGGGUCUCUAACAAAGAGUACUAGUUUAGAUGGUGAUGGGUGCUUCUCCUGGUUACCUGAUGAACAGGUACCAGAUAUUUUAUGUUAAUAUUCAGUUAACAAAGUAGAAAAUGUCGUGGAUUAGUACAGGAAAUAUGUAAAUGUUAUGCAACAAAAAUAAAUUCUGACAAAAUUGAAAACAAAUGUGAACUGCCACAAUCGGUGAAUUAACACUGAUCAGUAAAUGGUACUUGAUUGCAAACAUUACCUGUAGGUGAACACCUUUGGAAGAAUUUUUACCAAUGAUAAUUAUAAGAGCUUUAUCCUGUACUCCACCACAUCAAAUACAUUAGGAUGUAUAUAUAACAGUAGACCUAGUAAUAUAACUUGAUAGAUAUGUUUACCGUUAAAUGUAUAAUACUAAGUAACAUGGUUUGUCAUCACUCUGUCAAUGUGUUUUCCUUCGUUGUAGACCUAAAAUAUGUCAAAUUAUGUUGACUGUUUAGAAAAAUGUGUGUGUAGCUUAGGAUGGACUUCUAUUGAUGUCACAGUUUUCAGCUUAUGCUUACAAAAGUACACCAGGUUAUUUGUGCUGUGUGAGGAAGUGCUUAUAAAUAUUUAUGCGUCAAUAUUUACUAAAAGUACUUUGAAAAAUGAAAAUGUACUUUCUGUUAAAUUGAGGUUUGAAUGCUUCAAACAUUUCUGUACAGUUGUUUACUGUGUUACGUACACUGUAAUGAGCCUGGUUUUAAUGAUAAAGUAUCACGAGAUGUUUAUGCGGAAAAAAAAACAUGCCAUGAACUAAGAUGACAUUUCAGAUAUAAGUAUAGUAACGUCAGCAGGCGAUGUGGGUCGGGAGAUUGCAGCAACAUGCUUUUGUCAAUGAUUGCAUCAUCACAGUAUCAUCUCCUACAAAACACUUGAAAUGAAGUGUUUGUGGCAACUUGUACCAAAACACUUUCAUUAGAAUGCCAUCACAGGCUAGGAGCAAUUUUUAGUGAUAUUUAUAGAAAAAUAUCAGAACAGUCGAACUUAAAUUUGGUUGGUUUUUCUAAGAUUAGUAACAUUUCUCUAAGAAUAGGGUAGUGACCUCAGUCCCCGUCAGGUGAUACAUGGAUAUAAAUAUAGCUCCUGGGACACUAUUACUGUAGUUUCUGUUUUACAAUUCACCUGUUACUGUUAGUUUAAAAUUCUUCAUAUCCUUACUAUUGACUAAUGAAAGGAAAGAAUAUUGUGGGAUUACGCUUCAUGCCAAGAUGUACUUGUUCACACAAAGUAAGAACUAUAUUCAGUUAUACCAUAGCAUCGUGACUGAUAAAAAUGAGUUCCAAGGAUGCUGGGCGAUGUUUGGAAUUAGUUUUUGAUGCCUAAAUCUUCAUUCUAAAGGGAUUCAAUGAUUUUGACUUUUGAUUUAUAAUUGAACAGCUGUAGAGGAAGUUGGAUGUUAUUGGUCACAGUGCCAAUCUGUCAAAAAGGUUUUACCUAAUCUAUUAAUCGACAGGAAGUACUACACAUGAUAAUUUUUGGUCAGUGAGACAAUACAAAACUUAGUUGAUUGGCUUUUAAUAUUGAUAGAGGAGAUGGCUUGGGAAAAGAGUACGAGUUCAUUUCCCAUAGACCCCAAUACAAACCUGUGAACCCUAUAUCUUGAUCAAGUAAAUGGAGUAAUCGGUUGUCAAAAUCAGUAUGUAAAGGACGGCUUAACAAUCGGUAUGAAACAUGUCAGACAACAUUCAACCUAAUGACAGGUUGUAUUUGCAGAUAAGAUCAUUAUAACAACCAUAGAAUUUACAAAAUGUUGACUUUCAUCAAGACUUUUGAAACUCCUGUAACAUCAACUUAUCAUAACCUGUCUCGAUUUGAAAAAUGAUUGUGCAUAGAACAUGUUUGUAAAAUGUGAAUACUUUAAGGAGGAAUGCUACACCAGAGAAAUAUGAUAUAGAUGAAAAGUGGAGGAUAUGUACAAUAUUUUGAAGUUGAAAAUUUUCAAAUUUACUUUAUUUUGUCAAAAAAUACAGUUUUAAUUGAAGAUAGUCUGAAAAAAUUUAAAAACCCUGGUGGACUCAAACCUGCGACCUACAGUUCACCAAUCGCCAAUCGGUUUGCUAACCUACUGAGCUGCUCUGCUAGGUAUUUAAAUUGAAAAGGAAAAGUCAAAUAUUGCUAAUAUUGAUUAUUUUCCUCGUUUUUAAAGGAAUUCAGCCAUUAUGACGAUGUAGAGUACAUCCUUAAUUGCGAAAUUUCUUUCAUUUCCAAAUAAUUUGCUCUUGAUUUUAACCAGUCAUAUUACACCUUGACAUUUAUAUCUCUGCUCAUUCUUGGAGUAAACAGCCUCUGGGUUAAACAUAAGGGGGGAGGGGGGGGGGGGGGGGGUUAGUACUCUCAUUCCUGUAUCAGGUGCUAGGGAGUUGUGUACAGGGUGUUUUAAAACACAUGCAACCAUUUAUUUUGCUUGUAGAAAACAUUUUAAAGGCCUAAGAUGGACAUCAUUUGCAUCAAUUGAGGAAGUAUCAUUACAAGUUUCUUUUGAUGAAAUGAAAUUAAUUGAAAUUAACAUUCAUUGAAUUAAUCAUAAUAUCAUAUAUGACGUAGAUGAAAAACUGCAAAUAUUUGAUAUUCAGCAGUUGGAUUUAUAACAAUACAAUUGUUGAAGUUGUUAAUUUAAUGAAAUAUCACCCAGUCUCUUCGUCGUUAAAAUUUCAUAUGGAAUCAGGAAUCUCUAUAGAAAUCACAGGUAGUGUGUUUGUCAUCACUUGCAGUAUGCCACUUAUCUUAAAUAGUUUUCAAUAUAAAACUUUCAUAUUGUUUUACAAAGAUGGUUUAUCAUUAUAGGAAGACACAAAGGGGGUCAUUAGCUCAAAGGUCAAUGUAACGAUAAACCUUCAAUCUCUAACCUUAUUAUGCUUUUUAUAUUGUGACAUGAUAAGUUGAAAAGUUUUCAGCAAACACCUUUCAUAUUUUAUAGAAAGGUAGCUGAUGAUUAAGACGUAUAGAUUUCAUGGUCCAAAUGCCAAGGUCAAAGCAUGAAAAGUUUUUAAUGUUCAGCUUUCAUAUUCUAGAUGAGAAUAAUUGUUUAUGAAAGGACACCCAUACAUUAUGUCUGUCUGUUUGUCUGUCAUUCGCUUUGUUGUGACUUGAUAUCUUCCAACAAAACAGCUUUCAUAUUUAACAUGAAGGUAGUUGAUUAUUGGAGGAUGACACUUAACAGAUUUUUGGGGUAUUGAGGUCAAAGUUCAAGGUUACAGUUAGACCUUUCCACUAAGCUGACUACACUUUGAACUUUCAUAGUUUAUACAAAGGUCUUUAAUUCUGCAGUUGAACAUUGGAUAGAACAUAUAAUCACUCCUCUCUAUCAUUACAAACAUUAAUGAAUUCUGUGUCAUUAACACUAUCCUCUCUAUCACUACAAACCUUAAUGAAUUCUGUGUCAUUAACACUAUCCUCUCUAUCAUUACAACAUCAAUGAAUUCAGUGUCAUUAACACUAUCCUCUCUAUCGUUACAAACAUUAAUGAAUUCUGUGUCAUUGACACUAUCCUCUCUAUCAUUACAAACUUUAAUGAAUUCUGUGUCAUUAACACUAUCCUCUCUAUCACUACAAACCUUAAUGACUUCUGUGUCAUUAACACUAUCCUCUCUAUCACUACAAACCUUAAUGAAUUCUGUGUCAUUAACACUAUCCUCUCUAUCAUUACAACAUCAAUGAAUUCAGUGUCAUUAACACUAUCCUCUCUAUCGUUACAAACAUUAAUGAAUUCUGUGUCAUUAACACUAUCCUCUCUAUCGUUACCAACCUUAAUGAAUUCUGUGUCAUUAACACUAUCCUCUCUAUCAUUACAAACCUUAAUGAAUUCUGUGUCAUUAACACUAUCCUCUCUAUCGUUACAAACAUUAAUGAAUUCUGUGUCAUUAACACUAUCCUCUCUAUCAUUACAAACUUUAAUGAAUUCUGUGUCAUUGACACUAUCCUCUCUAUCAUUACAAACUUUAUUGAAUUCUGUGUCAUUGACACUAUCUUCUCUACCAUUACAAACAUCAAUGAAUUCUGUGUCAUUAACACUAUCUUCUCUAUCAUUACAAACAUUAGUGAAUUCUGUGUCAUUAACACUAUCUUCUCUACCAUUACAAACAUCAAUGAAUUCUGUGUCAUUAACACUAUCCUCUCUAUCAUUACAUGUACAAACAUUAAUGAAUUCUGUGUCAUUAACACUAUCUUCUCUACCAUUACAAACAUCAAUGAAUUCUGUGUCAUUAACACUAUCCUCUCUACCAUUACAAACAUCAAUGAAUUCUGUGUCAUUAACACUAUCUUCUCUACCAUUACAAACAUCAAUGAAUUCUGUGUCAUUAACUCUAUCCCCUCUACCAUUACAAACAUCAAUGAAUUCUGUGUCAUUAACACUAUCCUCUCUAUCAUUACAAACAUCAAUGAAUUCUGUGUCAUUAACACUAUCCUCUCUAUCAUUACAAACAUUAAUGAAUUCUGUGUCAUUGACACUAUCCUCUCUAUCAUUACAAACCUUAAUGAAUUCUGUGUCAUUAACACUAUCCUCUCUAUCAUUACAAACCUUAAUGAAUUCUGUGUCAUUAACACUAUCUUCUCUACCAUUACAAACAUCAAUGAAUUCUGUGUUAUUAACACUAUCCUCUCUAUCAUUACUUGUACAAACAUUAAUGAAUUCUGUGUCAUUAACACUAUCCUCUCUAUCAUUACAUGUACAAACAUUAAUGAAUUCUGUGUCAUUAACACUAUCCUCUCUAUCAUUACAUGUACAAACAUUAAUGAAUUCUGUGUCAUUAACACUAGUACAUGUAAUAUUAGAAUUCCUGGUGGGGCUCUUUCUGACUGAGUCAGUUUGUAGUUUAAUGUUAAAAUAUAAUCGGACCAAUGAUGAAAACAACAAAAGGAUAAGGAGGCAAGCAAGUGUAUAUUGUGUAAACAAAUUAUGCAAAUGUUUGUGAUGAGUAGUUAGAAAAAUGUAGGUGACAAAAUUCAUACAGGGAAACAUUUUUUUUCUUAUGGAAAGCUGAUAAAAAAGACAUUGUAAGCAAAUCAGCUAGAGUUUACAAUACCAGCCAAAAAAAUAGCAAAUCAUCUAGAGGUUACAAUUUACCACUCAAAAAAUAGCAAAUCAGCUAGAGCUUACAAUUUACCACCCAAAAAAUAGCAAAUCAGGUAGAGGUUACAAUUUACCACUCAAAAAAUAGCAAAUCAGCUAGAGGAUACAAUUUACCACCCAAAAAAAUAGCAAAUCAGGUAGAGGUUACAAUUUACCACCCAAAAAAUAGCAAAUCAGGACAUAAUCUUUAUCAGUUGUUGUGAAAAUGACAUUGAAUUGAUACAUUUCUGUGAAGGUGUUGUGAGCAUAUUGCCACCUUGUGAUGCAUUCUUGCUCACAGGAUUAGGAAAGAAAUUCAAGAUUUGGGGACUUUACAUUUUAUAAUUAUUUUUCUAUAAAGCAAUUUUCAAGAACACAUGCACAGUGAUCCAGUAUUAGAAUUGUUCAAUUUUUUGGACAAUCAUACAACCAAAACCAAAGAUGUAGUAACAAAAAAAUACAAAUGUUGGAUUAUCUUCUAUAGCUGCUCCAGGUUGGAUCCAGAAAUUUCUACCAGGGAAAGGGGGGCAUAUAGUAUAUAGUUUGGUGUUUGGGGGCUGUCUUGAGGCCAAUGCUGGAUCCGCCACUGCUACUAUAUAAUAUUUUCUGAAUGCAGGCAAUUUUGAUUGAUUGGACUCCCAGUUUUUGUUCUGAAUACUGGUACAUUCACUUUGUUUUUCUCUCUAUAAGGUAACAAGUUUUCAAGGAAUUACCUCAGCUGACAAAAAUUAAUUAAACAAAAGUUUUUUCCCAAAAUCAUGCUGAAUUUUUAAAUCUCAUGAUUCUUAAGUGUUUGGUACCAUCAAGUGUUUGAUGUGUAGGCACUUGACAGUGAUCAGCUUAAAUGACACAAAGAUGCACGAAACAUUUAAUUAUGCAACAAAUUGUAUAUUUGAUAUGUUGAUUUCCUAUACCCAACUUUACUAUAGAGUGUUUUUGUUUUCAAUGUUUCCAAUAUGGAGAAGAAAGGGAAAUAAUGAUCACUGACCGAAUUGAGGUGUUUGUUUAUUUUUUAUAAGUACAUGCAUCUCCUUCCUUCUCAUACAUAUAUAUUAACCCCAUCAUUUGGAGAGGAAUUAUGACAGCGAGAAGACCAUUUUCUAUUGCUUUUCCCAUAACGACACAGGUAAUUGUUCUCCCUUGUAGAGCUUCUGUUGUGUUGUCCAGUGAAUAUUUGUUUAUGAUGUUAGCUUCUGUUGUGUUGUCCAGUGAAUAUUUGUUUAUGAUGUUAGCUUCUGUUGUGUUGUCCAGUGAAUAUUUGUUUAUGAUGUUAGCUUCUGUUGUGUUGUCCAGUGGAAAAUUCUGGUGUUUUUUUUAAAUAUUUUUAUCUACUUGCUUAUCAGAUAUAAGUUUCAUGCUGGCAUACAAAUUCGACUCUAAUUAUAUUCCGUAAUUGGAGCACAGUGUGCUUGCUGACAUCAUUUGUACAAGUGUGUUCUGUAGCAAACAAACACAAUGGGCUGACAUAACUUCUCAUUUUUCCAUCUUUCCUUACACAGACUGUUUGAGUUGGAUAUGAAGAAUGCUGCUUUUAAGUUUCAGGUAGUAUUGUGUUGUAAACCAACAUUACACUGUCAGUAUGCUACUGAAUGUCCGUCAGACUUGCUUCUAGCCAAAAAUGGAGCACUGCUAUUUUGGUGAGCCUCGGUGAUUAUGUGCUGCCACCAGAUAAAAGGAUGGAACAUUUACAGGGAAUACCGCGCUGUAGUUCAACGGAGUAUACAGAGCCUUACGAAACCAGUAAAAUGCUGAAAGCAAUCAGAAGAGAAGGAGGGGGAAAUAGUCGAAAGUCGUCUCCCUUAGAGGAUAAAUCUGGUGUGUACUCUCUGGCCAAAUCGGUCAGUGCGAUCAGAACAGGGGUCAACAUACCAGUCUACAGGACACUGUCCGAUCCCUCGAGAGGGACCACAGAAGAGGACCCAUCGGAGGAUUACGACCAUCUUAGUACCUGGAAAAUCAGAAAUCCCGAGUCACCCAAGUCCCCUAGAUCCCCCAAUAAACCCCCCACAGGGCAGUAUGAGGAUCCGUGGGACUCUAAAGGAAAACAAGAGCAAUUCAAUCAAAUUUGUGAAAAAGCAGAAAUAGUGUCGCGUAAGAGUCAACCAACCUCUCCCAGCAGUCCAGACAAGACUCGGAACAGAAUGGAUGUGUAUGAGGAGGCAUGGGACUCGGACUUUCAACAGAAACAGUUAGAGGCUCGUUUAUUAGAAGCCCGGAGGGCAAGUGAGUUGAAACCAAAGGGAAGAUAUGAAUAUGAGGAGCCCGUUGCUUCAAACUCAGUCCGAAAACUCCCAUCAAUUGGACCCAAAAACUCUCAUAAUGAUGGACAGGUGUAUAUGUCAAAUUAUGAACAGCCAUGGGACUCAAAACAGAAAGAACAAGAGCUGGAGGAAAAACUUAGUCGUGUUGGGUUGUCGGGGGGACAGAGGUCCCCUGGGAGUCCCCCACCCCCCGACUUUGCACCCCCUCCACCCCCCCAGACAUAUGAAGAAGCCUGGGAUAUAAGACCACAGUCCAAAAUCAUCUCACAGGUGUCCUCACCACACAGGGCCCCUGGUGAACACCCACCCCCCAGAAAGACGACCUCUCCCCAGUUACACAACACCACCUCCUCACGUUCUAUGGCUGAACCCAUUGACCCCAAACUACCCCUGGAUAUUCAGAAAUUUUACCAUGGUGGAAUAACUAGGAAAGAGGCAGAAGAAUUACUGGUUAUUUAUAAAGAGGGGAGUUAUCUUGUGAGGCGCAGCGAGACCCAGAAAAAUGUCUUCUCCCUGUCUCUCAAGGGAAUAGGGGGCAUUCCGAUGCACCUCAGAAUAAGCCUGUUGCAUGGGGAGUAUGUCUUAGGAGAGAACAGCCAGCCGUUCCCAACGGUGCCAGAAAUGGUGGACUAUUACACGCGGCAUGAUUUACCCGUUCAAAAUGCCAGUCACAUUAAACUGCUUCAUCCAAUCGCAAGACCUCGAAUGUGACCUCUGACCUGAGGCUAUUUCAUGUGAUGACUGGUGCUUGUUAGUGAUGCCUAAAUACCUGUUAGUCAUAAUAGUCGAGGAUAUUUAUUCUGAUGUGAUGAAUGUGUGUUCCUUCUGCUGCCAAAGUUGUCACUAUUUUCUUUGUAUUGUUAAAUUCUGUGUAUUUGUUAGUGAUUUUGCUCUCUCCUCGAGAUGGUAUGAAAUUAUUAUGCAAUAUUUUUAAAGUGUUUUCAGAUGUUUUAACUGGUUAGUAUUUAUAUGUGAUAAAUUCCUUCAAGAGAAUGUUUUAAGACCCAUUUACCUUUUGUGAAUUACUUUUAUUCUCCACAUUGGCCCAGCAUUACUAUCCCCCCCCCCCCCCUGUUAUUGGUCAUGUGAUUACAUGAACUGUACAUGCACAUAUUUUUAUUUUUGUUGAUGUAUGCAAGUGUCAUUGGAUGAAGACAAUAGUAUUUCUUUAUGGGACCAAUAAGUGAUUUUGACCUAGUGAUCUGUUUGAUUUGAAAUCACGACAACAACACUGACUGCAUAAGUAUGAAUAAUCGAACCAUCUAAACUAUUUUAUUUUCAUAACUCUGAAUCACUGAUUGUCAAUUUUAACUUACGGCAGUGUCAGAAUUCGCUUAAUCUACCAUCUGCUUAAAUACCUGAUUCAUGGCUGUAGAUUUUUCUAGAAUUUGUGACCUAAAUUAGAAAGCAUUAGAAUAUGUUGGAUAUAUCUUGUGAAAGUAUGGGGCAAUUAAUAGAUAAAAUACAGUAUUUUUUCCAGUGUAAAAUUUUAAGUCUAAUUGUAUGGGUGUUAGUAUGUUGCAAUUUGUUUGGUCAAUUCAAACAUGUUUUGUAAACAUUUUAAAUAAUACUCUAUGCUAUGCUUUUGGCUGAUUUGUCAAUCACAAGACAAUCAGGUAAAAUGAUAAGAUUAUUUUGGGUAUACAGUCCUCGGGCCGGAGGUGACUUGUCCUGGGCUCAUAGUGUGUCACCAUAUUUACAAUUUACUGUACAUGGUUAAAAAUGCAAUACUUUUGUUAAAUCGUGAAGAGAACAAUUAUAAAAGCUUUUGGUGCUUUACAAACACUGUAUUUUACAAGUUGAAAAAUGUUUGUUCAAGUGAUGUUUCUGAUUGUAAACGAUGAUGUCGCAUGCUACUGGUGUUUAAGACUAUUUCAUUCGUGGACGUGUACAUAGGAAAAUCUCCAUAGAGGACCUCUUUGUAAUGUUAUCUCCGACACUUCGGAGGACAUGACAGCUUUAACACUUCCUGUGGAUUGUUGAAUACUCUGUGUUAGUUUAUAAUAUGAACAACCAGCUUUAACGUCAUUCUUGUGAUUUUUGCCAAAAAAAUGUUCAUUUCUACACAUGAUGUGUAUCUAUCUAUGCUGAAAUAAAUGUAAUUCAUUUUU